Molecule: messenger RNA, 1933 nt
Organism: Clupea harengus (Atlantic herring)
Lineage: Eukaryota; Metazoa; Chordata; Actinopteri; Clupeiformes; Clupeidae
Biological process (GO): regulation of transcription by RNA polymerase II; developmental process
Molecular function (GO): protein dimerization activity; DNA-binding transcription factor activity, RNA polymerase II-specific; RNA polymerase II transcription regulatory region sequence-specific DNA binding
Source: RefSeq, a predicted model, not a curated record
UGAGGCCGUGAGGGAGGACUUCUCAGAAAAAGACAGAGAGCAGACAGACCUGGAAACAGCUGGUAUGAGCGUCCACUAUUCAACCUAUGCCACAUUCACUCCUAUUGGUUAAUUAGAAACCUUUACUGAGGGCUGCAUGCUUCUAAGUGCACCUCGACCCUAAUUGAAAGCAUAUUAAAACCACAGAGAGAUCAAAACAGAAGAAAGACUAAGGAGGAGAACCAGAGAGGAAGACAGGACGCGAGGCAGAAAGAGAGAGGGAAAGACGGAGAGCAAGAGAGCAACGGAGUACAGAGGGGCGAUGAGAGAGGAGGUGUCCCGUGUUGACUCCCCUGAGGGGGGCAUGGGUGCCAGCGAGGAGGAGCUGGAGCGCGCCUCCAAGAAGUGCCCGUCCGGCGGCCCGGUCCGCAAGCGGCUGCCCUCGCCCAAGAAGGCCUGCGCGGGGAGCGGGCGCGCCGCGGGCGGGGAGGAGAGGUCCUCGGCCAGCCCCACCACUCUGGUCCCCAGCAAGCGGCCCAAGAAGAGCCCCUCAUCGGUCGCGCAGGUCACCAUGGGCACCACCAUCUCCAUAUCGACAGUGAUCGCAGGGGGGGGCGCCCCGCUAGGCCCCGACGCCCCGCUGGAGGACCUGCACACGCAGCGCGUCAUCGCCAACGUGCGCGAGCGCCAGCGCACGCAGUCGCUCAACGACGCCUUCGCCUCGCUGCGCAAGAUCAUCCCCACGCUGCCCUCGGACAAGCUGAGUAAGAUCCAGAUCCUUAAGCUGGCCUCGCGCUACAUCGACUUCCUCUACCAGGUGCUGCAGAGCGACGAGAUGGACGCCAAGCUCGCCAGCUGCAACUACCUGGCCCACGAGAGGCUCAGCUACGCCUUCUCGGUCUGGAGGAUGGAGGGAGCCUGGUCCAUGUCUGCAGGACACUAACCACUCUCCUAACCUCCAACCCCAAAACUCCCUACCCACCCCCCACAACCCUUACCUUCUCCUUGUCUCCGUAACCUCCAUAACCUACCCCAACGCUCUAACUUGACGUAUUUGACCUGAAACCUGUGUCUCUGUAAAGAACUUUGUCACUGUAGGCCACAACUCACCCCUCCAGGGUAACUCAUUCAACUCCAAAAGUCCUUUCAGGUCCGUGUCAAAAUUCUCAUUUAUUUAAAACAACUGCCCCCCCCUCCACCCCCACCCCCAGCUCUGAUCUGAUCUGUCUGUUGACUAACCCAUCAUCCUGUCCUGGGGCCUCACAGCCAGAAGUAAACCUGCCUGAGCUAAACCCUGACCCCUCUCCACUUCCACAACCCCAGGUUCUCCCGCUGCCUUUGUCCUCCUUUAGGCUCUCUCUCCCUCCCUCGCUUUCUGUCUUCUCUUCAUCCAGCUCCCCUGGGGAAGCCAUGCUGCAGACAGGCAGAACAUUUGGAAAAUCCUUCUGCGCAGACCUCCAACAACAGAUCUCCAUAUCCACCUGCCUACCCUAAUCUGACUCCCAUCUCCGAAACCCUCUCUCCAUCCUCAACUCCCUCCAUUCUUGGCCUGCGGACGGAAGUCCGUGUCCGGACAGUCCAUUCUGUAACUUUUCCCGGAUAUCUCCAGAACACGCAGGACAGUGUCACCCUGACCCUCUCUUGUACCCACACUAAGGACAUCACAAAGAUCCCAUUUCACACAGGCUGUGUUCUUUCGACUUCAUUGUACAUGGUGAGAAAUGGACGCUAGUUUCUCAGUCCUAAACGGGUAUCACUGGACGUAACCCAGACAAGAAACAAAUUAAUGAGAGACCCUAAAAUUUGGGUUGAGAAACAAAAUGUAUAGAUGUAAUGGAAACAUGGUAGCCUGCAGGUUUGGUUGCCAGUGGCAACGACAGUAGGUGUUGGUUGCAUGCUGUUCUGACACCACAUCAAAGAGACUGAUUUUCUGACACACCUAAUGAAUGUUGCA